Molecule: messenger RNA, 1338 nt
Organism: Beta vulgaris subsp. vulgaris (sugar beet)
Lineage: Eukaryota; Viridiplantae; Streptophyta; Magnoliopsida; Caryophyllales; Amaranthaceae
Exons: 2
Coding region: 111-647 (178 amino acids)
Source: RefSeq, a predicted model, not a curated record
AACUUUAAUUAUAAAAAAUUUGUCACCGCAUAAAUAAAGUACCAGUGGAUCAAGAUGUCAAACUUAAAACAAAACAAAGACAAUUCGUAUUAACAAAAAAGCUAAGGAAUAUGAAUGGUCCAACAUGCAAGAACAAAAGAGAUAUCAAAUCAUCAAAGGAUGUGGAUGAGAUGACAGGAGGAAUUGGGCAAGGGGAGUUGUACUCUCCGGACCAUGCAAUCAAAAUUAACACAAAAAAGUUGAAAGAAGAAAAUGGACAAGGGGAGUUGUACUCUCCUGACCAUGCAAUCAAAAUUAACACAAAAAAGUUUGAACAAAAUAAUAAUAAUCGUACUCUUGGUUUAGUACAAAAACAGGAUAAUCAUAAUUAUCAAGAAGAAGUGAAGGGAGAUACUAUGGUGGGGAGAGGUGUAGCGAAUGAUAUAAAGAAUAAGAUGGGUAUGGUAAAGGAACGGUUGAUGGAGAAGCUAGCUGCUGCAUCUGUGCCGUCUGAUGCUCUAGAAAACACUAGGCAGUUCUUUGAGUCGGUGAUCAAAGAUGUCACUUCAGCAGCUCAGGGCCUUACAAAGGAGGCUCUUUACAAGAUUAAGUCUCACCUUGCUGAUAUCUUGCCCUCUCAGUCUCCUCUUACCUCUAAGGGUUGUUAGUGAAUGGCCUUACAGGCUCGGACCUCGCUCUUAUGCAUAAGGAUGAAAAUGGGUAGGGUUUUCAUUUAUUUUGGAAGUCGAACCAUAUACCCAUUCGACUAGCGUGCCUGCCCGACCCUCGAAAGUGGGCGGGUUUCGGGCACGAAUUAUUGGCCUGCGGUAAGCCUCGACUUGACUUUUUGGGAAGAAAAUUCGGACCACGGGGAAUAUACAUAUGAAAAAUUAGGCUAAAGCCCGACCCGACUCAAAAAUGGCAUGAAAAGCCCGCAUGGCUUGACUCAAAUUAGCAGGUUUUGGUGUGGAAAUUGGAGCUUGGCCCGGUUAGCUUCUUUGGCCCUAAACGGGCCACUUUUUUUUGUCAAAGCCCGGUACGACCUAACCCAUGAUCACCUUUACCGUAGGUUCAGUUUAAACCCUUACCUAGUUACCUAUCCUCUUGGGGUCCAACGAGUCUAGAGUAGGAUUCCGGUCUAAAAUGGGACGAAAACUUAUAAUUUUAUUUUUUAUAUUGCUUAUUUUUUUGCCAUAUGUAACAUAUAGUAUUCCCUCCAUCUUUUAUUUGUUUACCUACUUUGUAUGUAGAGAAAAAUAUAAUCACAAGGGAUAUCAUUUGAUUCGUUUUAAUAUGUAGUUUGGAAUAUUAAAUUUUUGUAAUUUUUAUAAAUACAUAAUUAGAGAUAUUAUUACUCAA